CGCACGCCCAGGGGAAGCGCCGAGUUCCGGGCGCUCAGGGUCGGCCCCGAGCAGGGGGAAGGGAAGCGCUCUCCGUGUCGGGGCGGGCGGAGGGGCGUGAGGAAAGUCCUACGGUGGCCGCAGAGGGACGUUUCUACGGCUCCCACGCUGGGCCAAACGCCGCCGGGCGCCGGGCGCGGGAGCCCCUGGCCCUUCGGGGCAGCCCCGAGCGGGGACGCUUGAGGGUCCGGGCCGCGCCGUCGGCACCAUGCGGCCGCCCUGCUCCCGGAGCCCCGAGGGACAGGCGGCCGCGCGGCUCGGGACGCCGGCGCGGAGAGGGCACCCGGUGAGCGGGCGGGGGUGCCCGGGCGGGGCGCAGGCGGCUCCCGGGGGCGCUGCGCGUCGGCCCUGCCUGCCUCCAGGAUCCGGGGCCUGGCAGCCCCCAGAGGCGGGCGCCCGGACUCCGACCUGGAAGCCCGUGGCGCAGACGGGUUGCUUGCGCCCAAGUGAUGGGAGGAUGGCGAGCGGCCCGCCCCCAGCCGCGACCCCGAACCGUGAAGGGAGCACUAACGCCGGAAAGUCAUUGGCUGCUGUCAGACCGGGUCUGGCCGAAGCCUGUGGGGAGGGCUGGGCCUGCGGGUAGGGGAGGGUGGACGUGCCCGGCUUCCGGCUCUUCCGCCUCUGGCCAGAGCAGCACGUGGGCGGCCCUUUGCCCUGACCCGUGGCGGAAAGGAAGCUAGCAGGAGCCCCUGUGCAGGCCUCCGGGCUGAAGGCCUUGUGGUGGAGGCAGAUGCCCUGGACAGUGCCUCCCCGAGCCCGUAACCAACUUCGCUGCUAGGUUUUUACGCAUCGGUUCUGUACUUGCCGUUCUGUGUUUCUCUCUCCACGAUUUCGGCACGCCAUAAAUGGCGGUUCCUAGGCCAAACCAGGGAGCCACUUGCUAUUUCUCCUUUCCUGGGGUGGCCCAGUCCAUUGGGCUCCAUGCCCUGUGAUGACACCACUGGCCGUGGGCAGUCACCCUUUCUGCCAGGCACAGGCAGCCCCUGCCCUGUUAUGCCUGCUUCCUACAGCACCCCUGGGAGUCCAGCACUGUCCACGUCCCGGUUCUGCAGAGCAGGGAGGGUUUCCGGGGUGAGGUGACCUGCCCGAGGUCCCUCCAGGUAAAGGACAGCACGAGGGUUCGGGCUCCGCAGGGGAGCCCAGAGCCCUGUACCUGCUGCCGGGUUCCCAGCACUUGGCCUGUCAAGUUGCUCAAGAGAAUGGCUGUCUGCCCUGUGGGCACCCUCUCCCUCCACCAGUCCUGUGGUGGCUGCCACUCAGGGACUGAUUCGCCCUGGAUAAAGCAGCCACAGAAGUGCAGGCAGGAAUGGGCAUCCCAGAUAAGAGCCAGACGGCCCACGCCUCCCCCGGCGCUCUGCCUCGGACCCCGGGGCCCGGGCGCUCAUGACGCCUAUGCUGACCGCCACCCGGACGCCGCCGCUGCGAGCCUGCGCCGCCGCCCGGCCCGAUGCCGGUCAUGCCGAUCCCCCGGCGGGUGCGCUCCUUCCACGGCCCGCACACCACCUGCCUGCACGCGGCCUGCGGGCCCGCGCGCGCCUCGCGCCUGGCCCGCACCAAGUACAACAACUUCGACGUCUACGUGCGGGCGCGCUGGCUCUACGGCUUCAUCCGCUUCCUGCUCUACUUCAGCUGCAGCCUCUUCACCGCCGCGCUGUGGGGCGCGCUGGCCGCCCUCUUCUGCCUGCAGUACCUGGGCGUGCGCGUCCUGCUGCGCUUCCAGCUCAAGCUGUCGCUGCUGCUGCUGCUGCUGGGCCGCCGGCGCGUGGACUUCCGCCUCCUGAACGAGCUGCUCAUCUACGGCAUCCACGUGACCAUGCUGCUGGUGGGCGGCCUGGGCUGGUGUUUCAUGGUCUUCGUGGACAUGUGAGGGCCCGGCCACCUCGCCCUGGGGGGGCUCUGCUGGGAGCCCCGGGUGCAUGCACCUGCUGCAGGUUCUUUUCUUGAGACCUGGGAGGCCGGGCCCGGUCCGCCCUUGCCCACAGACACCACCUGGGUGCCUGACCUGGGAGAGGAGAGGGCUGAGGCUUUCUGUGAAGGGACCUUGGCACCUGCCCUCCUUUCUGUGCGUGCUUUCGGGGCAGGACCUCCGGCCACCUGCUUGUGGUUCCAGGCUGCACUUUGCCGAGCUGUGCCAGGGUGGGAGCUGGGGGGGGGGUCCGGUCUGCACUUGGGGAGCCUGUCCCUGUCCCCAAUCCAGGACACUGGCAUCGCCUCUGGAGUUCCCUGGGAGAGGGGCUGCCCAGGCGCACUUCUCGGGAGGGUGUGACUGCUCCCGGCCCAGCCUUAGGGAAGCGUCAGGCUCCACCAGCAGACGCACCGCACUGCCACCAAGCUCUUCACUCUGCCCCGGGCCACCCGAGCCCUGGCCUAGCCCGCAGGCCCUCCGCCAUCUGUCACUCUGUGAGGCGCUGGUCCUGAGUCCCAGGCUGGGCUUCAGGGUCACCUCGGUUUGCCUGGCAGGUUCCCAGAUCAGGGUCAACCCAGAGGAGUGUGGGGCCCAGGGUCCACCUGUCUCCCUCCUGGGUGGCGGGUCCCAGGGCCCACCUGUCGCCCUCCUGGGUGGGCCUGUUGAGAGUGCCAGCCAGGUGCUGUCAUCUCGUCAAGCGUCCGUUUCUGGGGAGGCGGCUCUGUCUUUUUCUGGCUUUGGGGGCUUUCCAUCCCAUCCCCUGAGGGAGUGUCCAGGAUGGAGACGUGCUUGUCGGAACAGAUGUCAGAGGUGGCCCGAGGGCACCAGGCUGGACCUCCCAGCGAGGGGCUCGGCCGCCCUUGUUCCUGCCUCGGCAGCUGUUAGAAUGGAAUGAGGGCGUUCCUGCGGAGGCUCAGUGGUUAACAAACCCCACUAGUGUCCAUGAGGACGCAGGUUCAAUCCCUGGCCUCGCUCAGUGGGUUAGGGAUCUGGUGUUGCCGUGAGCAGUGGUGCAGGUUGCAGAGGAGGCUUGGAUCCUGCGUUGCUGUGGCUGGGGUGGGUGUAGGCCAGCUCCAGUUCGACCCCUAGCCUGGGAACUUCCAUAUGCUGCACGUGCGGCCCUAAAAAAGCAAAAAAAAGCAAGUUGAACGUGGGCCGGAAAAGAGCAAGUGGCCCAGAGGGCUUCUGCUUGUGGAGAGAACACGCCGGAGGCUGGUGCUUGCCCAGACCCUCCCCCUGGCCUCUGCCCACUGGGGCGUCGCGGGCAAGUGAGAGGGACUGAGUAACUACGCUGGGGCACCAGCCAGAGGCAGGACUCAGGGCCCCAAAUUGAGGGUGACACCUCAAAUUGUCCCCACAACCCCUGGGCACGGGCGGUGGCCCCUGCAGCCCUGCCUGGCCUGCCAGCCCAGCGGCCAGGGGCAGCUGGCAGGACCAUUAUGUGCCCCCCGCGAGGCAAACCCGAAUCAGGUAGAGAGCAGAAAAGUACUCGGCUGUGCGCCAAGCCCUUGACUCCGUAGCCAGCUUCGGGCUGACGCGGCCACGCGCGGUCCGGGCAGCUCCUGCAGGCAGAGGGAGCGAGUCCGCCUGACCUGCGUGGGUGGCGGGCCAGACCCCGCGCGGACCCUCUUCUCAGGGCUGCAGAGAGUCAUUUGCACUGGAUCACGCUGUUCCCGAAAAGCUUCGUCUUGUGUUCACUGGCGGCCGUUACCCGGGCCCGCCGAGGCUGCCCACGGGGGCGUGGGCGCAGGGCUGGGCGUCGGGGCCUCGGCGGCGCAGAUGCAGAGCUGCUCCCUGCCGCGAGUGCCUGUGAAGUCCUUUAUGGAAUGAGCCACCUGCAUUAAACUUAUUUUUUUAACACCUUGA
This is a messenger RNA of Sus scrofa (pig), 3811 nucleotides long. It is a transcript of the gene TMEM250, whose product is annotated as transmembrane protein 250. Lineage: Eukaryota; Metazoa; Chordata; Mammalia; Artiodactyla; Suidae. The record is from RefSeq and is a predicted model, not a curated record.